GCAAAACGCCGUUUGGCAAUUCGGAGCUAGGCAAAACGCCGUUAGGCAAAUCGCCGUCAGGCAGAACUCCGUUAGGGAAAACGCCGUCAGGAAAAUCGCCUUUAGGCAAAUCGCCUUUAGGAUAAUCGCCUUUAGGCAAAUCGCCGUUAGGCAAUUCGACGUUAGGCAAAACGCCUUUAGGCGAAAUGACUCUAGGAAAAUUGCCGUAACGAAUUCAUGUUUAGGCAAACCGCCUUUAGGCAAAUCGCCUGUUACUCAUCUCGCCAGCUGCCCCUGACUGAUGGGCCUGUUAGUGGCGACACUGAAGCGCCAUCUGUGUCCGCGCAGAGAGCGCUGCGAGGUGGUCCGGUCGAUGACGCAGCAGAGGAACCUUGUGCUGUCCAAGGAAGCGCAGCUCGCGCAGAUGCAAGAGAAGAUGAUGAUCCAGCAGCGGCAGAAGCAGAUCGAGGACUUUUGCGACGAGGCGAGGAGGAGGGCGCUUCAGGCCAAGCUGGAGCGCGACGAGCAGGCAGCUCGCAGGCGCCUUCAGGAGCAGAGGGCGCUCACGGACUUCCUGAAGGAGCAGGUGAGGGCGAAGGAGGAAGCUGACAAGGAGAAGAUACUCAGGCAGAAGGAAGAGGAGCUGGCUGCGUUGAAGAUCAAGGAAGAGCUGAGACAAGAGGAAAUAGCCCGUAAGUUGCAUUGCCCUUUGUAUACGCUUAAGUUAACACAUUAAUCAUACAUUGGUAAAUAUAAAUAAGAUUAAGAUAAGUAUAGUUAGCUAUUUUUUUGUUUUAAAUCUACUGCGCUGAUAGUGUCCUUCUUCGGUUUCAUACUUCAAACCAUCCACCCAUGGACAUUUUUUUCUGGACAUUUAAUAAAAAUUACUUUCGGAAACAUUUGGCAGUAGUAUAUAAUAGGGCAUACUGGGUGCAGGGUUCAGGGUAUGGUGUUGUGUGUCCGGUCCGCCAUCUUGGAUUGUGAAGUCACGGCGGCCAUAUUGGAUGGUCGUGACCUUGACCUUGAAAUUUGACCAUAAAAAUUGACAAAAGUUGCCAAAAUUGGGCAAAAAUUGCCCAAAAUUCCUCAAAAUUCGCCAAAAUUUCCAUUUCUGUGGAAAAAAAUUCCGCAAAAAUCUCAAAAAUUUUGAUAAAUUAAAAAAUUCUCUUUUUGAGGGAGAAAUUCCCGUUUCAAGGGAAAAUUUCUCAUUUUUAGUCCAUAAAAAUACCAGAGGCUAGAAAUGUCCAUAUAUAGGCUUAAGCAACCAUGUCUACAGCCUCCGAUAAGCCUCUGACGUCAUCAUGUAUAAUGACGUCACCGUUGCAAAGUAUACAUAUAUGGGUAGUAUGAAUGCAGUAAUUUUUAAAAAUCACUUCCAAACUAAUAAAUAAAAUAUAGUAAUGGAAAAUCAUGUUCGAGUUUGUUAAUAGGCAAAAUACCACCGAAAGGGUAGAAAAAAAUAAGGUCUUUUAAAUAGAAGAUAAAUUCCAUCGCUCGCAUAAUAUGAAAAUAUCGCAUUAGUUUGAACGUAUUUUAAAUCGGAGAAGCAAUAUCAAAAACUUUUGUUUGAUUACAUAUUUUAAACGUCUAACUACAGCUGCAAAAGGAGUACAAACAGGGAUUAGAGAACAAAAAAUUAAUAAAUUUCAUAGUAGGGACACUGUCGAAUCUGUUAAAAUUGUUUGCAUAUGGUAUUUUUUUUAUUAAAAACGUUUUUUCUGAAACCAUUUUUAUAAGACGAACCCAUGCUGCAUUGGGUUAGAUAAAACCGGUGCAGAAUAAAAAUACAUCAUUUCCAUACCUUGUACACUAUUAAAUUCGUUAUAAUUAAUUGUAAAACCUUAAAAUAUUAACUACAACUUUCGUCCAAAACAUUUUCUUAUAUAACUGACCAUUACCCAAAGGGUAAAAAAAUGGUAGAAUGACAAAAAAAAAAAAAAAAAAA
Messenger RNA from Bacillus rossius redtenbacheri, 1924 nucleotides. RefSeq lists its product as uncharacterized. The transcript is spliced from 2 exons. The record is from RefSeq and is a predicted model, not a curated record. NCBI's taxonomy places the organism in Eukaryota, Metazoa, Arthropoda, Insecta, Phasmatodea, Bacillidae. The coding region runs from base 281 to 715 and encodes 144 amino acids.